AUGUCUGAUCCAAGUGCCGAGCUCGAAUCCGUUCUCCGCAACCUGUCCAUAGGUGAAAAGGGUCCAGUGCCAGAAAUUUCCCGGCCAGAUGUGAAAAAAACCCAAACAGCCGUGACUCCAGCAAAAUCCAUCCCCAAAAAAACCAGCAAACCCGUCGCAGAUUCCUGGGAAGAUGAAGCAGACCUCUCCGCCUCGGAAGGCGAAGAUGCCCAGCCCCACAAAGACACUACCCCAGUGCUCUCUCCAACCAUCAGCGCUGAGGGACCACUAGAUCCUCCACCGACACCUCUUUCCCCGCAGAUAUCAGCCCCGUGGAUGCCAAGAGCUGUUUCUCCUGCUUCGGCGCAGGCUGGUCCUGCCCGUCGCCCGGAGAAGCAGACGGCUGUUGCGGAGCGGAUGAUUGCCGGUGCGUUGGGGAUCCGAGCCCCGAAGCGGACAGAGCAACAGCGCGCUUACGACCGCUCGAUUAAGGAGCAGGAGAUUCGGAGGAGGAAUCGCGAGCGCGAGGAGAAGGCUAAGGCUAAGGAGGAGGAGGAAAAGAUGAAGGCUUCUAUUUGGAGUAGCUAG
Penicillium vulpinum is the source of this 567-nucleotide messenger RNA. RefSeq lists its product as uncharacterized. Lineage: Eukaryota; Fungi; Ascomycota; Eurotiomycetes; Eurotiales; Aspergillaceae. The record is from RefSeq and is a predicted model, not a curated record. The transcript has a single exon. Bases 1 to 567 code for a protein of 188 amino acids.